AUGGGCCCUCCAUCAUCGGCAUCGCGGAAGAGGCCUACGACGACUCCCAAAAAACCGUUGACCAGGUUGCCUCCUUCGAAGAAGCCUACAGGAAAACCCAAUGCUAGCAUUCUAAGCUUCUUUCAAAAGGCCGAAAAGCCUGAGCAGACGUUGUUCAUUGACGGCCACGAAAAGCUCGUUGUUCCCCAAAAGGAAGAUGAUGAGGUACCAGAGAUAUACGAUGCCGAACCAUGGGAGGAGGAGGAGAGGUUUAAUGAGGUUGAGGUACCAAACAAGAAGCGGCGGCUAAGCCAAGAGCCUGAGAACAACGAAGGGGAACAAUCAGCCGCAAGAGAUUCCAAGAGCCCUGUGGUGUCCGAACCACCACCAUCAUCACCCGCAGGGAGGCUUUCUAAGAAGGUGGCCACUAAGCGGAAAGGCCCCUUUCUCGACGAAUCUGACAGUGAAGAAGAAGAAACAGCCCCGACAGCUCGGAAACCAAGUCUCAUCGGUGCUAUUCGCAGUCGACCGCCCAUCGUCCCACCGGAGGAAGAAGAGGAGGCAAAACCGCCAGCGACGGAAACGAGCUGCCCGCCACCGCCAUUGAAGGUUGAGGACUCGAUCGACGCCGAAUUUGCAAAUGUUGACGACUUUGGUGACUUAGAAGAUUUCCCCAACGACGAAGAUUUCGGCGGUGAAGAGUAUCGCAUGAUGCAGUUUAUGGAGGAGCAAGCCCGUUUGGAAGCAGAAGCCGAGGCUGCGGAUACGGGCGACUAUUCUUGUGACGAAUUAGCCGAUCCCGUGCGGCCUAGCGAUGCCAUGGUGGCCAACUGUCCCAUCUGCGACGGCACACUCGCUGGUAUUACAGCUGACGAAGCAACACGGCAUGUAAAUGCCUGCCUCGAUGGCAACCCAAUACCACUACCCGAACCCAAAGAGGCAAAGAAAGUCAAAGACGAAAUCGCCAGACCGCCAAUUCUCGAACCCCCCGAAGUAAACAAACGACUCGCGCGCGCAGCAGUACCACGACAGGGCCAAGCCAACCCAUUCAAGCUGAGCGAAGUCCAAAAUAAGUCGACUUCUGCCUUCACCAAAUUGAUGUCCGGCCAUGCUGAAGACGCUGCGUGGGCCGGUGCCGCUGCUGCAGAGCAUUCAUCACGUGGGAAGCCCGCGUAUCAACGGACCUGUCCUUUCUAUAAGAUCAUGCCUGGUUUCUACAUAUGCGUAGAUGCAUUCAGGUACGGUGCGGUUAAGGGAUGCAAUGCCUAUUUCUUGAGCCAUUUUCACAGCGAUCACUAUAUCGGCUUGACUUCCACCUGGACGCACGGCCCAAUCUACUGCAGCAAAGUCACCGGAGACUUGGUCAAGAUGCAAUUGCGAGUUGCUGCUAAGUGGGUUGUUGCUCUAGAGUUCAAUCAGACAGAGGAGGUCCCGGGCACCGAGGGUGUGACGGUGACUAUGAUCCCUGCCAACCACUGUCCCGGCAGCUCCCUAUUUCUGUUUGAGAAAACAAUGGGAAAGGGGCCAAAUGCGAGAAAGCAAAGAAUCUUGCAUUGCGGCGACUUCAGAGCCUGUCCAGCUCAGGUUGCUCAUCCUUUACUCAAGCCCGACAUACAAGAUUCGGUAUCAGGCAAACUCAAGCAGCAAAAGAUUGAUGUCUGUUACUUGGACACGACCUACCUCAACCCUCGCUACUCUUUCCCCCCUCAGAACGACGUCAUCAAGGCAUGCGCAGACAUGUGCAAGUCACUUGCCCCGGACCAGACGUCAGAAGACAACACGUGGGACAAGAUCAAUAGAGAGGCUGGCACGGAAACGGUCAGCAAGUUCUUCACGAAGACAAAUGCGGACGACGCUACUGCAAAGGCGAAGAAGAAAAAUGCACCAAAGGAACGUCUCCUUGUCAUCUGCGGUACUUACUCAAUUGGCAAGGAGCGGAUUUGCAAAGCUAUUGCACAAGCUCUAGGGAGCAAAAUAUUUGCAUCCAAGUCGAAGAUCCGUAUCGUGUCCAAACUCGGAGACCCAGAGCUGACGGCACUUAUGACGGAUAAUCCGCACGAAGCUCAGGUUCACAUGCAAAUGCUGAUGGAAAUCCGCGCCGAGACACUACAAGAAUACCUCAAUGGAUACAAGCCGCAUUUCAGUCGUAUCGUAGGAUUUCGUCCUUCCGGCUGGAACUACCGUCCCCAAGGUGCCAGCAAGGCGGUGACAGCUAGCACUCAACCUGGCACGAUUCCGAUGACACAGAUUCUUCAAGGCAAGGCUUGGCGGCCUCGGUUUGGGGCAAAGGAUUUCGUGGCGCAACGCGGCAGCACGAAGGAAGCCAUGUGCUUUGGAGUGCCAUACAGUGAGCAUAGCAGCUUCCGGGAGCUGACCAUGUUCGUGAUGUCCCUGCGCAUUGACAAAGUAGUACCCACGGUCAAUGUCGGCAGCGAAGUAUCGAGGAAGAGGAUGAAGGGCUGGAUCGAUAAAUGGCUGUCUGAGAGGAGAAAGGGCGGACUCGUCCAUCCUCUCGAAGGCGAAGAGGGCGAGGGUAAAGAAGUUGCACUGUGGAACGGCAAAGACAGCCGUGGAGGAGGCGUCUGGUGGUGA
This is a messenger RNA of Colletotrichum acutatum, 2571 nucleotides long. RefSeq names its product DNA repair metallo-beta-lactamase. NCBI's taxonomy places the organism in Eukaryota, Fungi, Ascomycota, Sordariomycetes, Glomerellales, Glomerellaceae. The transcript has 2 exons. The record is from RefSeq and is a predicted model, not a curated record. Bases 1 to 2571 code for a protein of 856 amino acids. Gene Ontology annotation, biological process: double-strand break repair via nonhomologous end joining; interstrand cross-link repair. Gene Ontology annotation, molecular function: 5'-3' DNA exonuclease activity; damaged DNA binding.